Cydia amplana is the source of this 1203-nucleotide messenger RNA. It is a transcript of the gene Or-63, whose product is annotated as odorant receptor 46a-like. Gene Ontology annotation, molecular function: olfactory receptor activity; odorant binding. The transcript has 8 exons. Bases 16 to 1191 code for a protein of 391 amino acids. The record is from RefSeq and is a predicted model, not a curated record. Gene Ontology annotation, cellular component: plasma membrane. NCBI's taxonomy places the organism in Eukaryota, Metazoa, Arthropoda, Insecta, Lepidoptera, Tortricidae. Gene Ontology annotation, biological process: sensory perception of smell; detection of chemical stimulus involved in sensory perception of smell.
CGAAAAUAACAGAAAAUGGGGAUUAUUGAGAAAAACGUGAAUUUUUCGGUGAGCGUGUCUCUUACGGCGCUUAAGCUGUUCGGGUUCUGGGCACCGGAGGGCCUCACCAGAAAACAGAAGAUCUUGUAUAACUGCUACGGCUUUCUCUCUUUUAUGUUUUUGUUAGGGACAUACCUGAUCAUCCAGGUGGUGGACUUGUUCCUGAUCUGGGGCGACGUGGCGCUGAUGACGGGCACGGCCUUCGUGCUGUUCACCAACCUGGCGCAGACCACCAAGAUCGUUGCUGUGGUGGCGCGCGCGGGGACUCUGCGGCCUCUAGUGAGCAGCGCGGAUCAAUUGUUGGCGGCAGAGACAGGACCGGGCAAGGAGAUCGUUGACAGUUGCGUGAGAGAGACGCGGCAACAGCAACUGCUCUACUUGUGCUUGACGACGGUGACGGUGGCGGGGUGGGCCAGCAGCGCCGAGAACAACCAGCUGCCGUUGCGCGCCUGGUACCCGUACGACACGUCGGUGUCGCCGGCGUACGAGCUGACGUACAUGCACCAGGUGGGCGCGCUGUUCGCCGCCGCCUACCUCAACGUAGGCAAGGACACGCUCGUGGCCUCCCUCAUCGCGCAGGCGCGCUGCCGGCUGCGCCUCGCCGCGCUGCGCCUGGCCAGCCUCACGGACGACCUCACGCCCACCGCGCAGGGCACUCUGACUGUGGAGCAAGAAGCAGAGGCGUGGUCGCGGCUGGAGGUCGCAGCGCGACGGCACCAGGAGGCGCUCCUCGCGGCGGCGCAGCUGCAGGCCUGCUUCUCCGCACCCGUGUUCGCGCAGUUCGGCGUGUCCAUGCUCAUCAUCUGCGUGACGGCCUUCCAGCUCACCGCGCAAACUGGGAACUUGGUCCGUCUGGCGUCAAUGGGCACGUAUCUGUUGAACAUGAUGUUCCAAGUCUUCAUAUACUGUUAUCAAGGCAAUCAGCUUUCAGAAGAGAGCAUGGACAUUGCGACUGCGGCGUACUCGUGCGGGUGGAGCUCGUGCGGAGUGCGGCUGCGGCGCGGCUUGCUGCUGGUGAUGGUGCGCGCGCGCAAGGCGGCCCGGCUGUCCGCCGGCGGGUUCGCGACCUUGUCUCUUGCGUCUUUUAUGGCAAUAGUGAAGACUUCGUACUCGUUGUUCACUGUGCUGCAGCAGGCAGAUGAGCAAAAAUAAACAAAGAAUGUA